Parasteatoda tepidariorum (common house spider) is the source of this 3918-nucleotide messenger RNA. RefSeq names its product thiol S-methyltransferase TMT1B. Gene Ontology annotation, molecular function: S-adenosylmethionine-dependent methyltransferase activity. The record is from RefSeq and is a predicted model, not a curated record. NCBI's taxonomy places the organism in Eukaryota, Metazoa, Arthropoda, Arachnida, Araneae, Theridiidae.
UCAUCUUUGAAAAGUUUUCUUUCAAGUGUGUCAAAAUUUGCCAGAAGAAAUUUCUAUUACAUUGCUUUUCUUCAGGAUUUUAUCUUCUUAAAGAAUUCACAUAAAACAAUGGAGGUUGUUGCUUACUUGGCUGUAACAACUCUGUGGUGGAUUUCAUCUUUAACUGUAUUAUCUCCCUUCGUUUUGCUACUGUUGUUGAGCAAAACAUUUAGAAAUGGCUGGUUUUCUUUUUUCUUUGGUAAAGUGAUGGGCCCAUUGUGUAGUCACAAAUUCAUGGCCAAACGAAAAAAGCUUUUUGAAUUGUUAGAGGAACAUCUUCCAAAUCGAGAUAAAUCCAUUCCAUUAGACAUAUUAGAGAUUGGAAUUGGACCGGGAGCGAAUCUCCAGUUUUAUCCCGAAAACUCGAAUCUCACGGCCCUUGAUAUGAAUCCAAGUUUUUUUCAAAUUUUCCACAAUAAUAGAAAGAAGUAUCCUCAAGUGAAGUUAGUGAGAACAGUUUUAAAUUGGGCUGAAGACAUGAAUGAAGUUGAGGAUUCUGCUUAUGAUGUGGUAAUCAGUACUCAUGUUCUUUGUUCAGUCAAGAAUAUAGAGUCUGUCAUGAAAGAAGUCAAAAGGGUCCUUAAACCUGGAGGAAAGUUUCUUUUCUUGGAACAUGUUGCUUACCCUGAAAAUGAAGGUGGUCAUCUUGCACAAAGAUUUGCUGCUCCCUUAUGGGCUGUUUAUUGUGACGGGUGUUAUCCAAAUCGCAACACAGCAGAUGCAAUUAAAAAUGCUGGAUUUAGUGAUGUUCAGUGUGAUGUUAGCUACUCACCUUCCCUAUUAUUGUUUAUUCGCCCACACAUUAUCGGAGUUGCUACUAAAUGAAACAAAACAUUCUUAAUUUACGCAUUGUCUUUCACUGUAUUUUAUUGAAAUAUCGUGGUAGUUAAUUAAAUCUUUUCUCACACCACCAAGGGAAAAAUUUAUAUAGUACACUUUUUUUUAUUUAUUAUAGUACAUUUUUUCUCUAUUUUCAUUUAUUGAAUUCUGAAUCGGCUUAAAUUAGCUGAAAUUUUUCUUACGUGCAAUAUUUUCUCUAAUAAUUCUUCUUUUUUUCUUUCUUUCUAACUCAUGGCAUGCAUUCUAGCAUCAGCAGCUAUUUGUUUUAUUGUGAGUACUAUGUUUAUAAAUUUUUCUUUCGCAUAUUGUUCAUGAUCUCUGAUACAUGUAUUUUUUGACAAUAUAAAUAUUUUUCUGAAUAUAUAUUUACUUAUUUUUAAUAUUUUUUAAGAUUAUGUGUAUCGUUUUAUUGCUAAUGCAUUUAUGUACUUAUUGAUAAAGUAUGAUUGUUUGAAUUAGGUGUCUGCUACAUUAUUUUUUGUUUAAUAGAACGUCUUAUUCCAUAAAAUUUCCUUGUCACAUGGUACUCUAAAUGGUACCAAAAUGUUAACAUUUUCAGUAAAAUUAAUUAUCUGAGCUUAAUUAUUUUUUAUUAUUAGAUUAUUAUUUUUUAAUAAAAUUUUUUUACUCAUAUUGUUCAUGAUCGUACAUGUAUUUUUUGACAAUAUAAUAUUUUUCAGAAUAUAUAUUUAUUUAUUCUGAAAAUUUUUUGGAUUAUGUGUAUAUCGAUUGCUAAUGCAUUUAUAUAAUACUUAUUUACAAAAUGUAAUUAUUUGAAUUAGGUGUCUGUUACGUCAUUUUUUGUUUAAUAGAAGGUCUUGUCCCAUCAAAUUUCUUUGCCCCAUAAUAUUCUAAAUGUUACCAAAAUAGUAACAUUUUCAAUAAAUAGGGCAAAAUUUUAAAAGAGUAACUAGCUGAGGUUAAUUAUUUUUUAUUAUUUGGUUAUAAAAAAUUUUUUUCCGAUUAAGAAAACUAUAAAUUUUAGUUUUUUCAAAAAUCUCAAAAAUUUAAUUACCUAAUUCAGUAUGUUUUUGAGAUACUGUUUGUGUUUCUUCUUAAAGGGGCUGAUCUUUUUUAUGAAACCAAAAGCUUCAUAUUUCAAGUAAGUUUCGCUUAAACUUAAAUUGUGAAGAAUGAGUUAAUAUCAUGCCAAAUGUUAAGAAAUAUUUUGCAUGUGAAGCAAAUUUACUGUUAUAUUUUUUUUGUUUUUGUUGAAAUUGGAAGUUUAAAUGGUUUAGCAAUUAUGUUCUAUUUUAUACUAUUUAUCAAUUCUGUUGCUAGUUUAUAUAUUUUUAUUUGUAUUUUAUAUUGUAGAAAACGAUGUAAGUAAUUUUUUUUAUUAUGACUGUCAAAAAAAAUGUGAUCAAGACUUUGUUUUGUUAGGCAAUUAAUUCAUGUAUUAGGUUAAAAUGUAGCAGUGCAGCAAAAUCUUUGGCCGGUUGCCUAAUGUCCAAAAUAGGGAUGUAUCCAAUAGUGAUUUGGCUAAAUAGUGACGUUUUUUGAAAAAGAAAUCAUUUAUGUAUAUAUGUAUGGUAUAUUUUAUAAAUAUACAGGCAUGUGAUUUUCCCGCUUAUUAGCAGAAUUUUGCUAAUUUUUUGACUGUUGAUUUGCGGAUUUAAUCAAAAAUUUAUUUUCUGACAGAAUUUUCACGGAGUUCCGCCAGUCUGAAAUUUACUUUUCAUAACUUUUGCGAAAUAUUGUUAACGAUAAAGUUUUUCCUUUAUUACCAGCAUCCUCUUCCCAUUUUUUUUCUAUAAGUUCUUCUUCGACACCACGAUACUCAAAGAAAAAUUCCUUAAUAAAUUCAUAAUGCGAGAAGUAAUUCCAAAAAUUGGCUCACAAGUACUUAAGAGAUUGUUUGGUGUUCUCAUAAAAUGGUGUUCUUUCCUUUUUUUUUAAAGUACAAAUUCCAAUUUGUUAUCCUUGAUUUGGCUUUAUAUUUGUCGUCUUUUUUUGCCUUCAAUUAAAUCAAAUCGAUAUUUUUAAGUUAUAUGACAUAAAAUUUUGGCAUUUGAGUAUCACUUUUCAAUACGCUGAACUGCGUCGUAAAUCCAUGCGGUGUUUAGAUUAUAUUUUUGAAGUAGGGAGGCAGUCUCUGGUAAUAUUUUCUCACAGUUUUUAAUAACCCUAUUUUAUUACACAGUGCAAAAUUCGUGAGUUUUUCUGCAGUUAUUGCCGUUAAUUUUUUUAAAUUGUGUUAUAUUCCGUACGAUAUUAUUACGAUUACGGAAAUUUAAAUUGUGCAUUCGACUUCAUUAUUUGACGUGAUGAUACAUUCGAUUUUUUGGCAGUUGUUGCUUCUGAUUUUCGCUUGUUUUUUAAAGCAGUUAACGCCGUUGAUUAUUUAAACUCACGUUAUAUACCAUAUUAUUUCGCUUGUUUUUUAAAAUCAUAAUAUUUAUUAAUUAUAAAUAUGUUUUAUUAAUUGUAGUGAAUCUCAAAACGUGCAUUCGAUUAACCACUUUUUGACAUGUCAAUAAUUUUACAUGUUUGAUGAAAUACUUGUGGGUUCGCAUAUAUAUAUAUAUAUAUAUAAAGUCACAAAGCUCAGUUAUGGUUUUGGAUUUUUAAACGUUUUAAUAUAAUUAAAAAAAAGUUUUUUUCUCUUUUUUUUGUUAUAUAUAUAAGUUAAUGGGUCAGUGUAUUAUGUAUUGUACAUAUUUAUAUAUUUUACUAAUAUGUGGGUUAUAAUAUGAUUACUAAUUCAAGAAUAUUCUACAAUAAAAAUCAUACUAAUUUCAUAAUAUUUGGGUGGUAGUAUAUUGUUAUUUACGACUUACAAAAUUUGAAAUCCAUAGGGAUAGUAUUAGUUAGAUGAUUUUUAUCUAUUAUGAAACUUUGCUUACUUGAAUGCAUUCAAUAUAUACGUAUCAUACUAGUAAAGAAAUGCCCUUUUUGUUCGCCAAAUUUUCUGAAAGCACUGUUAUAAAUUUAGAUGUUGCUAUAUGCAAUUUUACAUGCAUAUGCCGUUUUAUUAAUGAAAUAAUUUUAAAUAUUUUUGUGGUUUUCGAGUUCUAAUACAUUCUGAUUUUAUUCUGA